AUGGGCAGGAAACUCCCCCUGCUUGAGGAACCACCCCAACCCUCUCUGCCUGCUUGGGAACUGUGGCCUAGGGUGUCUGUAUGUAGACCAGAGGAGCUGAGAGCACAGCCCUACCCGGCUGUCUGCGUCUGUGGCUGGGUGUCUGCUGCCAGUGGCAACGAGUGCGUGGGCAGGCACGAGAGGUCUGGCCCUGGCUCCUCCCUGACCUCGGCCAGGGCAGGGUGGUGCCUCCUGUUUGAUCUGGAGCCUGGAGCCAACCUGCACUGCUUUCUGCCCCUCCGCCUGGGCACCCUGGUACAACACAGCCCCCAAGGCUCCUACCUGGCGUCUCUCCUGGCCAUCCUGUUACUCUGGCCCUCAGCCUACAUUCACAUCCCUAUAAACCGGGACACCUUCUCUGGACAGCUGCCAGGCCCUGCUUGCACUGACCUGGCCUUGAAGACUGAAGCUGCGGUUUGCAUCAUCCCUGGGCGUGGGGCUGACCUCGAAGAACAAAUUCGAAGAAAACAGGAGGAGGAGCAGGCAUGGACCGCGCCCAGCGCCCAUUGGCUGCCCAUGGAGACUUUGGUUUUUGGGGUCAUGUUCCCAGAAGGGCUCCCAGGCGGGAGCUUGUCACCCCUAGCAGGGAGCUUGUCACCCCUAGCAGGCGAGGGCCGGAGCUCGGGCACCCAGCAUGCGGGUACAGCUCACACAGAGGAUGCUGCUUGUCACCCCAAGGAUCCACCUGUGACUUCCUUGCUAAGGCAGGUGACACCCUUCUCUGCUUCAGGUCUGGUCCUCGGACUGCUGUUGCUGUGCAUGGCAGCCAUGGCCAGCUGCCCUGAGGAGUACAAAGUUGUUCACCAGCUACGGCAGCAGGCGAAAAUCAUGACAAACACCAGCAUGCUCCUGGACCCCUAUAUUCGUAUCCAAGGUUUGAACAUGGUACACAGUAAAGAUAAAUGCAAGGAACAUCUCGAGAGCUUCCCCAGCUUGGAUACCCUACAGAAACUCAGCAGAGUGGGUUUCCUUCAGACCCUCCAUGCCAUCCUGGGGCGGGUUCUGCACAGACUGCCUGCCCAGCAGCCUAAAAUGCCCCUUGUCACCCAGGACGACUUGGACAGGAAAAAGUUGUACUACACAAAACAAUUUAUCCAAGGGGCCAAGAACAACAUCUUUUGCCUGGUGGUCCGGCUUCUCAAUGACUCUUCAGAGUUGGCCUUGCCCACUCAGGUCAACCUGGGGACCUCCACCUCACCCACUCCCUCUUUAGGCUUCCAGCACAAGUUGGAUGGUUGCCGGUUCCUACAAGGCUACCAUCACUUUAUGCAAUCUGUGGAGCAGAUCUUUGGCAAGUGGGAGGAGGGCCUGAAUCGGAGUCGGAGCCGGAGCCGGAGCAGGAGACACAGCCCCCUCUUGGCCCUGCAGGGACAGGCCAGAAGGAAAAGACCUUCCAGGAAGGCCAAGAGGCCUGUGUCUAGGGGGCUGCUUCCCUGGUAG
Molecule: messenger RNA, 1479 nt
Organism: Chrysochloris asiatica (Cape golden mole)
Lineage: Eukaryota; Metazoa; Chordata; Mammalia; Afrosoricida; Chrysochloridae
Exons: 9
Coding region: 1-1479 (492 amino acids)
Biological process (GO): immune response; oncostatin-M-mediated signaling pathway
Cellular component (GO): extracellular region
Molecular function (GO): cytokine activity; oncostatin-M receptor binding
Source: RefSeq, a predicted model, not a curated record